AUGAUGCUGGUUGAAGGUGUCCUACAAAGCAAGUCUGGUGGUGAAGAAAUUUUGCAGGAGUAUGAAACUACAGAAACCCUAACUGAUGCCACAAGAAGACAAAUGGUGAACAUAUUGGUGGCUGACAUGAUUGAUAAACAUGGGCACCUCCCUACUAAAGCAAUCAGAGAGAAGUAUGCCUUUGGAAUAGUGACACUCUUCCCAUCCCUCAAGGAUCCAUACACCAAAAAAGGCUAUAUUGAUCAAGACUUCAGUCUUCUAUUCAAUGAAGAAACCUCAUCCAGACUGCUGCAGAAGUGGGAUGUGUUCUUCAAACCAAAUGUCAUCAAGGAGGCUAAGCGUUUCACUUCUACACCUGAGUUGAAAAGUUUGGUGCAGUCAGCGGAAAGUCUUCAAAGUGCAGGAGGACAGAAGUCUCCAAAAAUCAGUGCAAGUGAUGCAGUUGAGAGACUUGUUGUCUUUCAUAAGUCAUGCUGCAGUUUAGAGGAGCAUCUCCGGGGUCAACGGGGUCUGCAGCCAUACCUCCUUGCUGUUGGGCGUCAGAAGAGCAAGAUUGACAGCUUCUACAUCGUCAUGGAUAAGUGCCUCAUCCCAUGCCAGACAAACGGUUCUCUUGGAGCAUUUGAUGAGCUAUUCAAAGCACAUUUUGUGUUUAAUGUCUCUUAUGAUGCUGCAUUGAUGAAUUUCUACACAUUUCUGCAGACAACAGUGUAUAACAUUGACGUGGGCAAAAUUAAGGAAUCGCCCAGAGUUAGGGACAUGAGAGCAAGGCUGCUAAACCAGUCCCUUGUGCUCUCUUGUGAGUAAGUCAGGCUAAAAAAUGUUGACCUGUUUUAUGUGUCAAAAACUGUAUCCAAGCAGCCAGAAGUUGAUUUCACAUUUAAGACUUGAACAUAGUUAUUGUCCUGGACCAAAAUUCAAAUUGUUAUGUUCUCAGCGUGGCUGCAGGCAUCAGUUUCUGACAUACACAGGUUUUCGAAAGCAUCUUAAUAAUGUUCAUAGCACUGUUCAGCAAAUUUCACAAAGUUCAGCUAUUCCAAGUUCUUCAUCUUGUAAUACAGUUGUGACAUGUCAAACAGAUGUUUUGGAUGACCAGUUAACCCCUUUAAAUCAGUGCUGUUCUUCUGAUUCUUCUCAUGAGAGCAUCUCCUCACAGAUUUCUACAGAUCAAACUAAAGAGAUGUGUGCAUCAAUAGUGGCUAAAUUACAAGGCAGUGGAAUCUCUGGCAGUCUAGUGUCGUCAAUUGUGGGGGAUUUAGAAGAACUAACAAACAAGAU
Xiphophorus hellerii (green swordtail) is the source of this 1278-nucleotide messenger RNA. RefSeq lists its product as uncharacterized. The record is from RefSeq and is a predicted model, not a curated record. Lineage: Eukaryota; Metazoa; Chordata; Actinopteri; Cyprinodontiformes; Poeciliidae. The coding region runs from base 1 to 807 and encodes 268 amino acids. The transcript has 6 exons.